This is a messenger RNA of Drosophila ananassae, 1059 nucleotides long. RefSeq names its product protein RRNAD1-like. Bases 1 to 1059 code for a protein of 352 amino acids. The transcript is spliced from 2 exons. The record is from RefSeq and is a predicted model, not a curated record. Lineage: Eukaryota; Metazoa; Arthropoda; Insecta; Diptera; Drosophilidae.
AUGCACGAAGUCAAUCUACUUGCCGCGCAUAUCUUCGACCAUUGUAGGAACUCCCAGUUAUUGGUUGAUUUGGGAGCAGGCUUGGGCUAUCUCAGUCAAUCCCUCCACGAGCUGAAUCCGGAUUUCUUAAUUGUGGGCCUGGAAGCAGCGGAGGAUCGGGUGGAAAAGGCCAGGCAGCGGUGUAUCCAACACUUGCCACCGGCCGCUUCCAGCUCCAUUGCCUACCAUCAGCAUUUUAUCGACAGAGACUCAGGUGGUUAUAUCGAAUCACAAGCUUCUGAGCUUGCGAGAAAAAACAGUUGCCAAGACUUGGAAAAAAUGUCAAUAAUUGGAUUACAUGCAUGUGCCGACCUGAGUGUCACUGCAAUGAAAUUAUUUCUGGAACUGCCGAAGGUACACUGUCUACAUAUCAUGCCCUGCUGCUACCACAAGCUAGAGCUGCAAUCUUCCUGCCAUGAAGCCAGCGAUUCUCAUUUGUUUGUUAACUUUCCCUUGAGUUCUGCCCUCCAGAGGUCGGUGGAAACAAGGUCCCAAAAACCUAUUCUGAACAGGCCAUUUCUUCGGUUGGCCUGCCAAAGGACUAAAGCUCACUGGGGACCGGAGUACACCGAGAAGAAACACGUGGAUCACGGUUACAAGAUGUACAUGCGAGCAUUGGCGGAGGUCCUUAGACAACCAAAGGAAACAGUAAAGCCUAUUAGAACGGCUGCUUCCUCGUCGUCAAACCCAAUUACCUUCUCCGAAAUAAAGAGGUUAUAUCAACUGGAGUCUAGCGAAAGUGGUUUAAACGUGGAUUGGAUAGACUCGCACCAAGAUGCAUUCCUUCAAUUAAGUGAAAAGUUUCCUGAUAACCAAGGACCUCGCUUAGCAGAGGCAUUAACUUGCUUGCAGGCAUCUUUGCAGAAUCUUUGUGAGAACCUAGUCCUGCUCGAUCGCUUGUGCUUUCUGGAGGGGGAGGCAGUCAAGCAAAGCAUCCCAGUUUCAGCGCGGUACGAGUCAAUAUUUGACGACAAAGUAUCCUCACGGUGUCAUGUUCUUAUUGCUGAGAAACUUCCCUAA